Molecule: messenger RNA, 544 nt
Organism: Priapulus caudatus
Lineage: Eukaryota; Metazoa; Priapulida; Priapulimorpha; Priapulimorphida; Priapulidae
Product: succinyl-CoA ligase [ADP-forming] subunit beta, mitochondrial-like
Exons: 3
Biological process (GO): tricarboxylic acid cycle; succinyl-CoA metabolic process
Cellular component (GO): mitochondrion; succinate-CoA ligase complex
Molecular function (GO): succinate-CoA ligase (ADP-forming) activity
Source: RefSeq, a predicted model, not a curated record
AUGGUGGCCAGCUCGCAGGGAGGCAUGAACAUACACAUACACACACACACACACACACAUACCUACCUACCUACAUACAUACACACACAGCUUAACUCUCCCACACUGCUGCAGGGUCCCGUGAUGGUGGGCAGCUCGCAGGGAGGCAUGAACAUCGAGGACGUGGCGGCGGAACACCCCGACGCGAUCGUCCGCAUGCCCAUAGACAUCGUCGACGGCCUCGACACGGACACCGCGCUCAAGAUGGCCGACAAGAUGGAAUUCUCGCGCAACCUGCAGCCGCAGGCCGCGGAGCAGAUGGUGCGGCUGUACAACCUUUUCGUCGCGAAGGACGCCUCGAUGAUCGAGAUCAACCCAAUGGCAGAGGAUGCGACGGGAACGAUCUACUGCAUGGACGCCAAGUUCAACUUUGACGACAAUGCCGAGUAUAGGCAGAAGGAUGUGUUUGCGAUGCGUGACUGGAGCCAGGAGGAUUCGCGUGAGAUGGAGGCCGCAAACUUCAACCUCAACUACAUCCACCUCGACAGUGACAUCGGCUGCAUCA